This is a messenger RNA of Anopheles stephensi (Asian malaria mosquito), 1228 nucleotides long. RefSeq lists its product as uncharacterized. The transcript has 2 exons. The coding region runs from base 157 to 981 and encodes 274 amino acids. Lineage: Eukaryota; Metazoa; Arthropoda; Insecta; Diptera; Culicidae. The record is from RefSeq and is a predicted model, not a curated record.
ACGCUCACACAUCGGGACACAUUCUGGCGGCAGGGCCCGCUGGAACCUAUCGAUCCAACAAAGAACUCUACCGCGGAGCACGGAUUUUCGGUUCGAGUGUUCCGAACCAGUGUGCCACUCGCUGGCAAAGCACUUUCGUUGCAGCGUGCCUUCGGGAUGGACGCGUACGAAGCUGCCGGCUCCAGUGAAGAUCCGGAAGUUCGGCAAGCUUUCUCCGAUAGCAUUCUGCACAUACUGAGACCACUCUCGGAGCUGGAGCUACCCGGGAUAGAUUCUCGGUGUGAAAACAAUUCCGAUUCUUCUCGAAGUGCGCUAUCGGAACCGUUUUCCGAUCUGGACGAUUCUUACAUACUGUUGGAUCAGCGGAAAAAGAAACCGGGUAAAGAUGAGGGUGAUGACAUGAUGCUGCUCAAUCAAUUCACUUCCGAGUUCCGUGAGGUAUACGACCAGCUCAUCGGUGAGCUUCAUGAACGGGAGGAACCACUGCUUCCAUCGGACGCAGCUCAAGAGCAAGAUUUCGCCCAUGAGCUGUCUCUUGAAGAUACGAGUAGCGGCUUUAGUCCAUCCUUUCAAAGCUUCAUCGAUGAGAUGCUGCUCAAAUGUGACCUCAAGUACCAUCUGGACGAGAAGAAAAAGCGACACGAUCAGCAUCGUCGCAAACAUCGCCGGGUGCGAAAGGUUCAGCCUACCGUACCGAAGGACGCACUGGAACCGGCCGAACGGGACUCCCUGUCCGGGGUGUGGCGUAUGCUCGACGCUGUCUCCGAACCGAACGGAUUUCCCAUCACCGAAGGACAGUACGAUCUGUACGAGGACGAGCGGUUCGAGUGGUUACUGCGGGAGAAGCUUCCCUGGCAGCGGAUGGAAGUGUCCCGCAAGAAGUGCGAACAGUGGCUCAAGAUGGGCCCCGGCAACGCCAAAACGCCGGACGAAAAACGAUCCCGCCAGUCCCAUCGGCCAUCGAGCCAUCGGCGUAUGUGAAAGCCUUUCCCGACCGUGGAUAAACAGCAUUUACCGACCAGUAUUAUGUAUCCCGUGUGCCACUGUGAGCGGUUGAGCGAGAAGAUGCUCGUCUCGGCGUCCAUUGAAUCGUUCGACGGUGCGUUCCUAUUCAAGAUCGAAAUCGCAUUCACAAUCUGCUUACGAUGUUGCCGUGCUGAAGCACAAUGAGGAAAUGUGCACAAAGCGAUACACUUGCCAUAAGUCAACCGGAUGCUGCUGAUGCACC